AUGAUGAUGAUGCCGCUGAACGGGAAGCAGGCGUUCGGCAUGCCGCCGCCCUCCUCCAACCUGGCCGAGCCCAAGUACUCCAGCCUGCACUCAUCCUCCGAGACCAUGUGCCGAGUGUGUCUGCCCAAUUUGCAAUUGCAGAGCAAUAUAUUCGGCGGGCUGGAUGAAAGUUUGGUGGGCCGAGCUGAGGCUCUGGCGGCUGUGGAGAUUGGAGCUCAGAGCAGCAAGAACCAGCCGUUCAAGCCGGACGCCACCUACCACAACAUGAACAGCAUCCCGUGCAGCUCGAGCUCGUCCUCGGGGCCCAUCACUCACCCGCCGUCCCAUCACCAUCACCAUCACCACCAUCACCACCACCACCAGCACCAUCAGCACCCACACCAGCCUCACCAGAACCUGGAGGGCGAGCUGCUGGAGCACAUCUCCCCCGGCCUGGGGCUGCCCACCAUUACCGCCCCGGACGGCAGUGUGGUGUCGCCGCCGCCCCCCGGCCCCCCUCACAUGGCGGCCAUCAACCACAUGCACCAGGCCAUGAGCAUGGCCGCCCACGGCCACGGCCUGGCUGCCUCACACCCGGCCCUGGGCUGCAUGAGCGAGGUGGACGCCGACCCCCGCGACCUGGAGGCUUUCGCCGAGCGCUUCAAGCAGAGGAGGAUCAAGCUGGGGGUGACCCAGGCGGACGUGGGCUCGGCCCUGGCCAACCUGAAGAUCCCCGGGGUGGGCUCGCUCAGCCAGAGCACCAUCUGCAGGUUCGAGUCUCUCACCCUGUCCCACAACAACAUGAUCGCCCUCAAGCCCAUCCUGCAAGCCUGGCUGGAAGAAGCCGAGAAGUCCCACCGGGAGAAGCUCAGCAAGCCCGAGCUCUUCAACGGCGCCGACAAGAAGAGGAAGCGCACGUCGAUCGCCGCCCCGGAGAAGAGGUCUCUGGAAGCUUACUUCGCCAUCCAGCCCCGGCCAUCGUCCGAGAAAAUCGCAGCCAUCGCCGAGAAACUAGACCUCAAAAAGAACGUGGUCAGAGUCUGGUUUUGUAACCAGAGGCAGAAACAGAAACGGAUGAAAUACUCUGCAGGUCACUAG
Molecule: messenger RNA, 1077 nt
Organism: Carcharodon carcharias (great white shark)
Lineage: Eukaryota; Metazoa; Chordata; Chondrichthyes; Lamniformes; Lamnidae
Gene: pou4f2
Product: POU class 4 homeobox 2
Exons: 3
Coding region: 1-1077 (358 amino acids)
Biological process (GO): regulation of transcription by RNA polymerase II
Molecular function (GO): DNA-binding transcription factor activity, RNA polymerase II-specific; RNA polymerase II cis-regulatory region sequence-specific DNA binding
Source: RefSeq, a predicted model, not a curated record